GAGAACCCUUAGGUGGCUCUUACCUAUUGAUGCUAUCACCCGGGCGGUGGGAGAUAACAUUGGAAUUGUCACAUCAAAUGGAUUACAAAGCACCUCAUCAUAAUGUUAUCAGAUCACUGCGUCAGAGAGCAAUAUUCUGGUGUAAAACGAAAUAAAGAUUGAAAAGUUUUAACUGCAUAAUGUAAGCACUUUUCGAAAGAUCGACGAUAACGACAAAUUGAAGUAUUUUGAUGUACUUCGAACUAAAACAUUUCGUACAGGUGCGUCAAGUAUUUGAUUUCCCAAGAUCAGAUUUCAGAAUUAAUCAUUUUAAUACGUUUGGCGCCUUUGCGAUCUGACGUUUGCAGUGAACAAAGCACUCACACAAACUCGUCUCUGAGAAUCGGUCAAUUUCCCACCAGCUUGUAGAUACCUACAACGGCGACAAAGACAUUGAUGACACCUAAAGUAACAUGUAAUAACUCUUCCCCAGUGCAGUCACGAUUAUUUGGCUACUACCGUAAAAGCCGGAAUUUUCAGAAAACAAAAUCCGACAGAGUUUUAAUGCAAAACUCUGUCCUUCACACUUAGAAGGUAAGUUUAAUUUUCAGUUGAAAAUGUUAUUGUAAUAAGGUCUCAAACUCCUAGUAGUUUUGAUACACCAAAUAUAAACGUCUAUCGAGGCCAAUACAACGAGUAAGGCAGAAAAUCGCUGAAGAGAUUUUGUAAAAUUCCUAACGCAUGGAAUUUGCUUAGCUUGGUCUUUAGGAAAGGAAACUACACAAACUGUUUAAUUUUUGUUAAUAUUGUUGGGAUCUUGAUGUCGACAGUUCAAUAUAACAGUUGAACGUUAACGUUUUUUUCGGUGAGACUUCCUAAGAGAUGAUUGAGAUCAGCCGAAUGAAAUUUUUAGGGUGAGUAUGAAGGCGAGAUCCACCUGUAUGGUUGUAAAAGCGGGCGAACAUAUAAUGAAUCUAUACGAGUUUCAACAACUUGUUUGGUUCAAUGUAGGUCGAUAUGCAGGAGGGAAACUGAUUAGUUUACAUCAGUCUUGGUGAAUGGCAUUCUCUAAAUUGGGGUUAAACUGGACAAGGAUUAUCAUUUCAGUGCUACCAAGGUUUCCUGAACAGAGCAUUUUCGUCGCUUUCUAAAACUUGAAAUAUUCUACACAGUGCAACAUUUCAUAAAGAUCCACCCAGGAGACCCUUAGCGCCAGCCAGUGUUCGUACAACUUGCACUUACAAAGACAAAUGAGACUAACUCCAUUUCAAUUUUUAUAAUCUCUCAAAUAAACAAUUACUUUUUAUCUUCCUGUUUACUUUAAAUCUCGUUUUUAGGAAAACGUUUUUCUUUCCUUAGCUUAUCUAUGAGAAAGUAUCGGCGAAAAAGGAAUGACGUAACCUUCGUGAAUCUUAAUGAACCUAUAAUUCUGAUAGCUCUUUACCCACAAAGCAAUGCCAGUUGGGAUGAUAAAGGUAACUUUCAACUUCAAGCCCCAUAAACUCUGUUUGCUGUUAAGUCCAAGUGUGAGGUCAAGAUGGCUGGAUAUUGGACGAGUUCUUUUUUUAUGUUUUUAUGGACCGAGACGAAGAUUUCACUUCAUAAGAAUCGAAAAUGACUUGUCUAUUUUAAACUAUAAUAAACUCUCGAAAAUUGUUUAUUUUUUCUUUGUUUUGGUUAUCUUCUGCCUUUUCUUUACGUCUCCAUUGCCGUUAUUGUCCAAAAACUAAGAACUUUGCAAAUCUGCUCCACGCCUUUCUUUUUCUUGCGUGGGAUUAAAGAGGACAAUCUCGAGAAGGCUAAAUAAGCCCAUCUUGCACGCUCGGGUAGCCAAUCAGAAAACAGGAUUCGCCUCAUAUUGCUUACGGUACUGCCAGCUAUAUGUUAAUUGACAAUAUAACAUGCACCUACGUAUAUUCUAAUCAUUCAACUAUCCACAUUACAGGGAACAGCUCGUAAAAAGUGUUUUCUUGCAAUUCAAACUGCGAUAUCAGGCCAUGAAUGAAACACAAGCUUCAAACUCAAGCCAUGAAGUUACUACUGACCAUCGCAAAGUUUCCUUGAUUGUGGCGAAUGUGUUCUUGGUUAUAAUAAUAAUUUUCGCCGUAUUUGGUAACAUUCUUGUUUGUCUGGCUUGUAUCUUGUCUAAACGGCUUCAAAGUUUCACUAGUGCCUUCAUAAUCAGUUUGGCGGUCACUGAUAUUUUAGUUGGCGCUAUAUCUAUGCCCGUUUGGCUUUCUGUUAACCUGACUGGCAAACCAGACGCCGUAAAGUUCCCUACAUUCUACACGGUUUGGCUGUGUUUUGACAUCAUCUGCGGAACGGCAUCUAUCAUGAACCUUGUCUUUAUAAGUAUCGACCGCUUUCUAGCUGUCAAUCAUCCUCUUCGUUAUCCAACCAUAGUCACACGACUCCGAAUCACAAUCGGAAUAACUUUCAUAUGGAUUUAUUCUGUAACAAUUGCAGCUAUACAACCAAUCAAAUGGCCUAGCUACCCGUUAUUCGUUUCUCUGGCUUCUUUCUUCGUUCCUCUGUUGGGCAUGGUACUCGCUUAUUCUCGUAUAUUCCAAGUCGCCUUAAUACACAUUCGUAGCAUUCGUCGUGUGCACCCGAACCAAUCGAUACUUCGACGGCCAACAGCGGAAACAUUCCAUCGUGACAUCAAGGCUGCGCGAACACUCAGCAUUGUAAUUGGUGUUUUUAUUGUAUGCUGGUGUCCGUUUUUCGUGGCUAAUUUGAUCUCCAGGUACUGUAAGUUAUGCGAAGUUCCCAAUGAAGUUUAUUCCAUGAUUAAGUGGUUACACUACGGUAAUUCGGCUCUAAACCCGCUUAUAUACAGCUGUUUGAACGCAAACUUCAGGGCGGCCUUCAAAGAUGUGUUAAGGAGAAUCAGUCUGAAUAGAAGAAUGAUGCAGACUGAUAGCUUUACCAAAAGGAAUGUGACAACUACUACCAACAGCGGACAAGAUAUGCAUUACAGGCUUUCUUUACCAAGUGAACAGCUUCAUGGCGUUAACUGAUGAAGUUUACUGGCCUGCAGAGUAGCGAAGGCUCCCGAUAACAUAUUCACUGAAUGUGCGAUAAAACAGAAAACUUCUAGUGAUGAGCGUGUUUCAUAGACAGCAAAGAAGAUAGCGAAGAGGACGACAGAAACAUUCACCCUUCCUUUACUACAUUAACACAGCGUCAAGUGUCAGGCAUGCGCACGGGGAUCGAUUUUGUCUGGCCGGAAGCGCGCCAUUUUCUCGCGCAAAAUUUCAAAAGGAAAACGUAGGUCAAGCCGCCGUCAUACAAAAUAUGCGAAAAAAAUUUAAACGUUAAUAUUACUCUAUAAACCCUAACUCUUAAGCUAAUGCAGGUCUGAGAAUCUAGAUUUACAUCAAACAAUAUCCACUUGUUGAUGUAUUCUUCCUUUUCAUCACCACUCUUGUUGAUGAUGCAUUGAUUUUGUAAGGAUAAAUCACUCCUGGUAGCGAAAGGUUUUAAUAAAGUAAUCUAGAGUAUUUAGACAACAUUUCAGCGUAAAAUGAUUAAUUUAAUUGAGUUACCAUAGUAUUUUGAAACCAUUUCAGCGUCAGGAUUAAUAGCUUCUAAAUGGAUUACAGCCUUAAAAUAAUUAAUGUCUGGGUGAUAAAAACACCAUAGACGUUUGAGUGAAUAAAAAAUUAAUAGCAAGUUUAUGGAUGAACAAGAUUGACACAGGCUACAAACGAGGAACUUGGAAAUUUACCCUGACUUUUUUAGAAUGAAGAACUCAUUCAACAGAGUUUCCUUUGGUUUCUGUAACUUCUGUCAAAACUUAUUCGGGUCACAAAUUUUCUUUUAUUCCGCGAUAAUAAUACCGUUAAGGACGAACUAAUGUAAGUUGCAUGUCUUGGAGA
Molecule: messenger RNA, 3860 nt
Organism: Pocillopora damicornis (cauliflower coral)
Lineage: Eukaryota; Metazoa; Cnidaria; Anthozoa; Scleractinia; Pocilloporidae
Product: histamine H2 receptor
Biological process (GO): adenylate cyclase-activating adrenergic receptor signaling pathway; positive regulation of MAPK cascade
Cellular component (GO): plasma membrane
Molecular function (GO): G protein-coupled receptor activity
Source: RefSeq, a predicted model, not a curated record